GAGUAGGAAAUAUGUUCGUAACGAUUUAGUAUAUUAGAAUUUUAUGAGAAUAAAAAUUUAAAAUGCAUAGAUAUAAAUAAAUAGAAUUAACUUAGCUUUCUUAAAUUCAAUGGAACGUAAAUUUAUAAACUGUAGUAUUGAGUAAUAUAGCCAGUUUCAAAUAUAGUAUAUAUGUGGUCAGUUUCUUCAUUUUUCUUGAAUAGUCAUGAUAUUUUAAUCCAAUAUAUGGUCGAUCUUGUGUAUCUUUUAAUACACUUCAAUAAAAUCAUAUAUAAUGAACUAAUGUGAAAUUACGUAUGUCAUCAAAAAUAUGUUUGAACGUUAAACAACAAACAAAACGAUUAUAUCUUUUCAUUUUGUUACGGCUCCCACAGCUAUUGAUAUUAGUCUGUAUCAUCUUUGAACCUGCCCCUUCCACAUAAACAUUUGUAGAUUUUGUAAAUUAAGAGUGUACUAUUUAUUUCCAAACUUCAAAUUAUAAAACAGUCAAAAGUUAUAAAUCGUAAAAAAUAUUCUUGAUUAUAUAUUUUGUUUAAACGUGGAGGUAGAGUGGCUAACAAACUUAUAAUAGUAGUUUACUCUACUCUAUAAUUUGUACAAUAUUCCUUUUUAUGAUUUGCCAACUAAUUAGACAAUAACUAUUGCGUCUACUUAUUAUAGUCGACUCAUAAAUAUGAAAAAAAAAAAAUAGGCAACUAAUCUCUUGUAGAAACCAAUUUAUGACUCUCCUACAGAAAAUUCUAUAAUUAUCCACUAUAACCCCCAUAAUUUAUCUCUACCCUACUCAAAGAAUAUAAACACACUACUACUUCCUGAGAUGUUGUUUCAGAGUUUUUCUGGUACACAAACAAAUGGCUCCAAGAACCUCUCUUGCACUCUUCCUUUUCCUUAACCUCCUCUUCUUCACUUACACUUCUGCUCAAGGCACUUGUCCUAGAAUUGCCCUUCAGAUCGGUGCUUGCACUAAUGUGCUCAAUGCAAUUGACUUAACAUUAGGAAACCCACCGCCACCAGUACCGCCGUGCUGCUCGCUCAUUGCAGGCUUGGCUGACCUUGAGGCUGCAGUCUGUCUCUGUACCGCGCUCGACGUUAACGUUCUUGGCAUCAACGUUCACCUUCCCAUCGAUAUCAGUGUACUUUUCAAUGCUUGUAGCAGAUUUGCUCCACCAAGUUUCCAAUGCCCGUAAGUUGAAUACGUAUGAGAUAUCUGAAGACAUACCGAAAAAAUAAAGGUUGAACGUGUUGCCUGUCGUCUUUUGCUUUUUAACUGGUGAUUUCUUUUGUAUUUGUAACUUCCUUCGAUUGAAUAAAAUGAUGACUGUAACGUACUCAUGCAAUAAUGAGUUUCUGUGUGUAAUCGCCAUGUUCGUUGCCCUUUUACUUCAUUGUUCUUCCUUACCUUCGUUUGUAAAACGUUUCGUUCGAAUUUGAUUAAUAAAAGUUUCAAUCGGUGUUGUUAUCUAUAUCGGGCUUAUAUGUGUAUCGAAAAAAGCAAGGUAAAAUGAUACGAUCUCACUGAAAACAACAAGGUUUAGUAAUUCUGUUGUAAGCAUUAAUUAAUGGCAUGUGCUUAAUUUUUGGUAACAAAAUGGAAACAAAAUACUCCAUCCGGUUCAUAAAGUCAUAUGUGCGACGUAGCACGUAUAUAAUUUUAACGAAAUUAUUUAUCCCUGUAAUUAGAUAAUGAAGCCGCAUAAAUUUAAAGUGUUUAGUCUAUGAUAAAUCAUUUUAAAUAUUUAAUAUAAUUUUCUUACAUAUUUAUUGAUAAAUGAAAUAAGUAAAGGCAAUCAUUAUGAAAACUUCACGAACAAAAAUAUUUCAAUUUAAUUUUCUAUUUUUCUCUAUUGAAUAAUUUUUAAUCAGUAAGAAUUCUUUCCUGUAUUUGAACGAUAUUUUUCUCUUUUAUGUCGCUCUGUGUAGACAAAAAGCAAAGUAAAAAGCUAGCUCCGUUCUGGCUCUGGUUGGUGCCGGAGGUUUC
This is a messenger RNA of Brassica napus (rape), 1978 nucleotides long. Its product is annotated as putative lipid-binding protein AIR1. Bases 852 to 1187 code for a protein of 111 amino acids. NCBI's taxonomy places the organism in Eukaryota, Viridiplantae, Streptophyta, Magnoliopsida, Brassicales, Brassicaceae. The transcript has a single exon. The record is from RefSeq and is a predicted model, not a curated record.